This is a messenger RNA of Cyprinus carpio (common carp), 5451 nucleotides long. RefSeq names its product phosphofurin acidic cluster sorting protein 1-like. Lineage: Eukaryota; Metazoa; Chordata; Actinopteri; Cypriniformes; Cyprinidae. Gene Ontology annotation, molecular function: transmembrane transporter binding. The record is from RefSeq and is a predicted model, not a curated record. Gene Ontology annotation, biological process: protein localization to plasma membrane.
UUUUAGGGCUCGUCUUUCACAAGAGGCGUUGCUCUUCGGCUGUAGCACUUCUCAGCGAGCAAAAAGAAAUUUCCGCUUCCUGCAACGGUAAACAACUAGCGCAACUUGAGAAACAUUUCGCAGCUAGUUUGACGGUGAACGGCGGGUCCGACUGUCGCGAUCAGCAGAACCGAGCCUCGGUCCUCGUGGACGGAUGAUUGUGCUGCAGUAGAGGAUCGGCGCUCCGGCAAACAGCCGUUUUAUUCGGGUUUUCCUUUAUUGUUGUCAAACAUAAGGUUCCUCCAGCAUGUCGGAGCGGGGAGGGCUCCCGAGGACUGGAGGCGUACCGUCUCCGCAGCCCUCCAAACCGGUGGCGAUCACCUCCAAUCGGCCGGUGCACAUGAACCUGUACGCCACCUGGGAAGUGGACCGAUCGUCCCCGAGCUGCGUGCCGAGGCUCUUCAAUCUGACUCUGAAGAAGCUGGUGAUGCUGAAGGAGCUGGAUAAAGAUCUGACGUCUGUGGUCAUCGCUGUCAAACUGCAGGGCUCGAAGCGAAUCCUCCGUUCCAAUGAGAUCCUGUUGCCAUCGAGCGGCCAAACGGAAACAGACCUGCAGCUCACGUUCUCCUUACAGUAUCCGCACUUCCUGAAACGAGACGCCAACAAGCUUCAGAUCAUGCUGCAGAGGAGGAAGAGGUACAAGAACAGGACCAUCCUGGGCUACAAGACGCUGGCGCUCGGCCUCAUCAACAUGGCUGAGGUGAUGCAGCACCCGACGGAGGGCGCUCAGGUCCUGGGUUUGCACAGUCAGCUGAAGGAAGUGUCUGUCCCGGUGGCUGAGAUCCGGGUUUAUUCUCUGUCCAGUCAGCCCAUCGACCACGAGGGACCCAAAGUCAAGAUGAACGAUCGUUCUCCAGACAUUGAUAACUACUCGGAGGAAGAGGAGGAGAGUUACUCGUCUGAGCAGGAGGGCAGCGACGACCCCGUUCAUCAUUAUCUAGAUGAUGAAGAGGACGAGGUGAGGAAGAAGAAACCCAGACGCAAACUUACUUCCAACGCCUCCAUUACUAGACAACCGAACAUCAAGCAGAAGUUUGUGGCUCUGCUGAAGAGGUUUAAGGUGUCAGAUGAGGUGGGUUUCGGGCUGGAGCACGUGUCCCGUGAGCAGAUCCAGGAGGUGGAGGAGGAUCUGGACGAGCUCUAUGACAGUCUGGAGAUGUACAACCCCAGCGACAGCGGGCCGGAGAUGGAGGAAACCGACAGCAUCCUCAGCACUCCCAAACCCAAACUCAGGCCGUUUUUUGAGGGCAUGUCCCAGUCGAGCUCUCAGACAGAGAUCGGCAGCUUGAACAGUAAAGGCAGUCUGAGCAGAGACCCCUUCAGCCUUCAGGGCGAUCAGCCGGGGUCAGAUAAACUCAAACACUCGCGGAGCCGCACGCUGGACGAGCCGCUGUCUGAGACCGACACGCUGGAACUGAAUGAUCAGGAGUUGUUCAGUGACGUCGGACCCUCUAUUACAGUGUCUGUGGCUGAAAAACCACGAACACCCUUAAAAACCAACAAGAAUGAGCUAUCACCCAGGUUGGAUGGAGGACACACACCCCGUAAGCGCUGCACUCCAGUGAAAGACCGACAGCUCUCCAAACCUCUGAGUGAACGAGCCAACAGCUCCGACAGCGAGAGAUCGCCUGAGCUCGGACACAGCACACAGGUCCUCAGGAAGGCUGUGUUUGUGUUUUCUGAUGCUGCUCUUCCUGAAAGUCUCAUCUUGAUCAAUGGCACAGACUGGCAAGGACAGUAUGUUGCGGAGCAGCUUCAGCUUCAGAAGCAUCCUGUGGUUUGCACGUGUUCUGGCGCAGAGAUUCAGGCCGUUCUCUCGGCUCUGCUCACUCGGAUACAGAAAUUCUGUAACUGUAACUCGUCGAUGCCGCGGCCGGUGAAGGUGGCGGUGGUCGGCGGUCAGAGUUAUCUGGGAUCAGUGCUGCAGUUCUUCGUCACUCAGCUGGCCAACAAAACAUCUGAUUGGCUCAAUCACCUCCGCUUCCUGGUCGUGCCUCUGGGUUCUCAUCCUGUUGCUAAGCACCUGGGUGCCCUUGACAACCGUUACAGCGCAGCCUUCCUGGACGGAGCCUGGAGAGACACAUUCAACCGAUCAGAGCCGCCGCAGACAGAUGCGGUGGAUGUGGCGGCGCGCGUGGCUCAGUACAUCAGCGGAGCGGCUCUCACACACCAGCUGCCCAUCGCUGAGGCCAUGCUGACCUGCAAACACAGAACGAGAGAUGAAGAUUCCUAUCAGAAAUUCAUUCCCUUCAUUGGGGUGGUGAAAGUGGGUUUGAUUGAGCCUGGCCAAUCAUCAGCAGGCGACUCUGAAGAGGGCGUGGCUGUGAGUUUAGCCGUCCCCUCCACGUCUCCGCCCUCUCACGGCUCACCCGGCAGUCUGAAGGAGACGGCCACACCCCCCUCGUCUCCGUCCAUGGGUGGUGGUUUGGCUGUGCAGGGGAGUCCCAGCAUGCCUCACGGCGGGGACGCCAUCGGUCUGCAGGUGGAUUACUGGCUGGCGUCUCUGGCGGUGGAGCGUGGAGAGUGGGGGAGGAGAGACGCCAACUAUAAGAACACUCUGAAGAGCGCCUUCUGGUCGCUGCAGGUCAGCCGGCUGCCAGGAGGAGGAGCCAGCGAGCCGCAGGCGCCUCUCAACACUAUGGCCAUGACCGUGGUCACCAAAGAGAAGAACAAGAAAGUUCCUACUAUUUUCCUGGGUAAGAAACCUAAAGAGCGGGAGAUGGACUCCAAGAGUCAGGUGAUCGAGGGCAUCAGCCGGCUCAUCUGCUCUGCCAAACAGCAGCAGACCAUCCUGAAAGUCUCCAUCGACGGAUGCGAGUGGAACGACGUGAAGUUCUUCCAGCUAGCUGCUCAGUGGCCGACUCACGUCAAGUAUCUCCCGGUGGGAUUGUUCGGCUACAGCAAACCGCCCUCCUAGGAGGCCCACUUUCUUAACCCCGCCUCUUCAACCUGCAACCUACACCCCAUUGCACACCGCCGCCGCCACUCUCAGAACGCUGGCCAAUCACAGUUGAGAUGGGAUUCUCAUGUGACCGUCUCUGGUGGGUGGGUAGGUGGAGUUGAAGACGUUCGAUUCGGCGGCUUCGCUAGACUUUUAUCAGCGCUAGUCACUUUUAUUUAUUAAAGGCCCCAGAGCCACAUAUGGGGGCCAAGCACAAAAUUCGGAUACACCACCUGUUGAUGACUAUUUAACAGCAUGGCACCGCUUAAAUCACACUCAAAAACCCUGAAUAUAUCCCUCGAUGUAACUGAUCUCUUUCAUCAUUGGCGUCUAUUGAUAAAUGCAGUUUUAAGCCUGGCUAAACUCUACCAUGGUAACUGUAUUUGGAGAUAAACUUAAAAUUCAGUAUAAUCAGCUUUCGGAAUCUUUCUGUUGCUUAGCAACUAUGGAAUUUUGGCGGAAACUGUGGUUACCAUGGUAGUUUUUUUGUAAACAGAGAAUCAAACAUGAAAAAAGCACCAAUGAAUAUUCCAAAAAUUAGCAAAGUUCCUGCCUUUAUUUGGAGGGUGGAGUUAAACGCCAGUUUUACAUCGGAGGCGGGGCUACAAGGUGCCCAUUAGCCAACUGAUGAGAUUUCCUAAAAAUCAUCUUUUGCAUAGUUUGUUUUAUCCUUCCAGGCAACGAAAUCUGAAAAUGCAAUGUUGUUGCAUGUCUUAAACUACAUCACCCAUAAUGCACUGGCAAAAGUAACAUUUAACGUUAGCUCAGUUUUGUAAUUGUGCACGAAUCGUUUCGCCUCUUGCGUUCUGCUAGACGUAUGGAAGGUUAGCAGUUCGCAUUGGUUAAUCUCUGUUAACUAGAAUUAACGAAUUCACUUUAGUUUUAUAUUUUUUACACACGCUUUUAUGUCAGUUAUCUUUUUUUUAUUUUUUUUAAGUGACCUUUUAGCUUAAAUAUGCAGCUCAUCUACAGGUUUUAUUUCUGUUCAUAAACCAUCUCCAAAGAUUUCUGGCCAAUCAGAAUGUAAACAUUACAGGACAGAAAGAGUCAGCCACCUUUAUAACUUGGGCAACGGCAAUGAUUUUAAGGCGAACUCGAUUUAUAAGAGAACUGUGUCAUAUCAAGCAGCACAAGGCCUGACGUAAAGGCUGGAAGAGGUUGGAGGUGAAAAUGCCACCGAUUAAGCCAGCAGAACUGGGGAAGAUGUAGUUUUAGUGCUUUUUUUUUUUGGUUUGUUUCUUGUGUGCAUCUUUACAGCUGAAAACUGGUUUGGAGAGAACUUCAAGGGUUUCAUCUUCAUCGGUUGUCAAAUGCUAUGCACUUAAACUCGCCUUCAUUUCUUCAUAUCUUCGUCCAAAGCACAAGAAACGGACCAGCUCCUCAUACAGAAUGCCCAAUUAAAACAUGAAUCACAAACACUACCUUUACACACUGCGAAAAUAUCAUUUUCUUACUCUUUUUGUCUUAAUUAAUAAAGUCUUGUUUUCUGAUCGAAAAAUUAUCAAAAUUAUAAACCUGUUUUCCCACAGAUUUUUUUUUUCCCUUGUUUGAAGCAUGAAAUAAUUUUCAAGAAAACAAGACUUAAUAUCUUAAGUCAUUUUGCUUUAAAAAUGUUUAGCGAUUUAAAAAUACAGAAUAGGGCAAAAAUACUGAAAGAAUCAUUUUUUGCAGUGCAGCUGUGAACAAAACGUCAGAACUGAUCUGAGAUCAGUAAAUCUCGAGCUACAACAUCCCUUUAUUUUCUAGCUGGAGCUUGUUACAUUACUGCUAAUGGCAGCUUUCACAAAAGUAACGUGGUUUUAUUUGUCUAGAACUUUUGUGAGAUAAUCUUGUGAGUGGUACAGUAGGUAAUGCAACUAACAAAGCGUCACUAAAAUGUGGUUUUAAAAUAAUAACAAAAAAAAACUAUCUAUCUAUAAGAUGUUGUUGUGCCACAGUAAGAGUGAAGCCAGUGUGUAGUGUGUGUUGGUUUGUGCGAGUGUGUGUUUGUGGACCGUGGUGUUAACUAUACACAAGAUUCGGCGUUUUUCCACACAGCCGACUUCUAACCAUAGCAGCUUGAAAUGCUGAUGAAUUAUUAAUGAUUGUUACAUAAUUAAUCUGUUGACCUCCUAAUAUCAUUAUUAAUUCACUUUCAGACUGAAAGAGUGAAUCUCACGAAACUCAUUACAAACAUGUCAUAUUUCACCACAAAAUCAGAAGAAAGAAAUAUGAAAAUAUAUUUUGCUUCAAGAAAUUUAGGAACCCAAAUUUAGGAACAUUUAGGACUUUGCUUUGUGACAUGAUUGGCAUGUUCAAAAAAAUUCUAGAAUAAAAAUCUAGUUUUAGUUACAUGCAGUCUAUCAUGGUAGCAUUUGUUGCAAUUUAGUUCAUUAUUGCUGAUUUCUAAUACAAAUAUUUGCAUUACAGUCAUUUUUAGUUAAAUAAUUUUAAUAUAAUUAUUGUUUCUUUUGAUUUUUGAGGUGAUAUAU